Trichosurus vulpecula (common brushtail) is the source of this 5103-nucleotide messenger RNA. It is a transcript of the gene GOLGA1, whose product is annotated as golgin A1. The transcript is spliced from 24 exons. The coding region runs from base 388 to 2811 and encodes 807 amino acids. Gene Ontology annotation, cellular component: Golgi apparatus. Lineage: Eukaryota; Metazoa; Chordata; Mammalia; Diprotodontia; Phalangeridae. The record is from RefSeq and is a predicted model, not a curated record.
GCGCUUCCGGGUCCGGGGCUGCCGUCGCCUCGGAGGUGCUGCUGACGCCUCCGUCGGGGCGCUGGGGACUGGGUUCCGGAAGUUGCCGCAGCCGCCACCCUCCUCCUCUCCUCCUGGGAGACAGGGGCUUGGGCAGAGUCGGUGCGAGCCACAGGACAGUAUGCAGUAGCGAGAAAGCUGAUUUUUAAAUCUGGUAGAUAUCAGAUAACUGUGAUGUCUUGAACCCUUGGAAGGUUUUGCAAGUUCAUCAGGUUUAAAUGGAAAUUUUGGCUGCUGGAGCUUCUUGAUGGCCCUUCAGUGAUUCGCCAGUAAAUUCUAGGUCAUCGUUGCGUUGGUUUAGUGCUGGUUUGGGGGGAGAAGUCAACGAGGGUAGACCUACUGUGGAAAAUGUUUGCCAAACUUAAAAAGAAGAUUGCAGAGGAGGCUGCCAUUGCACCACGGCCAGGAGGAGCUGCUCGAAUCCCCAGGUCUAUCAGCAAGGAGUCAGUUGCUUCUGUGGGAGCUGACUCAGGAGAUGACUUUGCUUCAGAUGGAAGCAGUUCUCGGGAAGACCUUUCAUCCCAGUUAUUUAGAAGAAAUGAACAGAUAAGGAAACUAGAGGCCAAACUUUCUGAGUAUGCUGAACAGGUGCGAAACUUGCAGAAGAUAAAAGAGAAGCUUGAAAUUGCAUUAGAGAAACACCAGGAUUCUUCCAUGAGGAAAUUUCAAGAGCAGAAUGAAACAUAUCAAGCCAACAGAGCCAAAAUGGCAGAAGGAAUGGCUUUGGCAUUAGCAAAAAAGGACCAGGAAUGGGCAGAGAAGUUGGCUCAUCUUGAAAAAGAUAAAAGGCUGUUGACAGCUCAGUUACAGGAAAUGAAGAACCAAAGUUUGAAUCUAUUCCAAAAGAGGGACGAAAUUGAUGAAUUAGAGGGAUUCCAGCAGCAGGAGCUGGCCAAAGUCAAGCACAUGCUUUUGAAAAAGGAAGAAAGUCUGGCGAAAAUGGAACAGGAGAUGGAGGCAAGAAGCAGAGAAUUGAGUCAUGCACAUGAGGAACUGUUGGCCUCUAUUCAGGUCUCUUCAGAUUUAAGCUGUGAGCUGGAGAUUUUGCAGAGGCAGUAUUCGGCGCUGGAAGAACAGAGAGAUCACUUGUUGGCUGCAGAAACAGGUGCAGAAAGUAAGAUCACUACUUUGGAACAGAGGGAACAGGAACUACAAAUGUUCAUUCAGCAGCUUUCUGUUGAUUUGCAGAAGGCUGCUGUCAAGGCUGAAGAGAGAGAGAAACUCAUCGAACAUUUGCAGGAAAAAGUUUUGUCCCUGGAGAAGAGACUAGAAGGAAAUUUGUCAGGGGAGGAACAUGUACAGGAACUACUUAAGGAGAAAACUGUUGCAGAGCAGAAAUUGGAUGACACAAGGCAGCAGCUGUUGGCUGCUAGGACCAGCCAAGCUGAGACAGUUAGCCUGCUGGAGACCCAGAUCACAAAACUGAAUAGUCAAGUAACUGACAGCCAAGCAUUACUUCAUGAAAAAGAAGAAUUUAUAAAAGGAUUAAGAGAAAGCAGCCUUAGUCAGGUAAAAGAACUUGAGGAAAUGCUACAAAUUUCAGAAGAGAAACUUAAGAAGAGCGAUGAAAUAAUGAUUGAAAAAGAAGCACAGAUUCAGAGGCUUUCCAGUUUGGCAGAAGAAAGCAAUAAGUUACAACAGCACAUCUUGGUCCUGGAGCAGCAGUAUGCAGAGCAGGGGAAUCGACUGGAGGCUGAAAUAGCUGCCCUUGGGAGAGCUCGAGAGUCUGAGAAAACAUCAGCAAGCCACCAGAUACAACUGCUAGAAGAAGAAAAUGCAAACCUUAAAGAAAAUAGAAAUGAAUAUGAAAAUUCUUUAGAAGCCCACAAGCUUGAGUUGAAGAAAUUGAAGGAGGAGUGGAGCCAGAGAGAAACUGUUAGUGUGGAAAUUGCGAAGGCACUGGAAGAAACCCGGAAACAAAGGGAAGAUCUUCAACAGCAGGUUGCUGAUCUAACAACAUUAAUAAAUGAGAAAGAACAGUUUCUCAAUGAGAAAACCGAAGCUAUUCUCCAAAAAGAAGAAGAAAUUGACCAGCUGAAGAAAGGGCAUGACAUUGUCCUACUACAGAUGCACCAGUUGCAGAGUGACAUAGAGGCCUGCAGGUGUAAAGAAGCCAAAAGGGAAGAUUCUGAAGGAAAAGAGGUGAAUGUGUUGAGGCUGCAGAUAGAAGAGGAGGAGGAAGAGGAAACCCUUCAAGCCCAGGGUGAGCCAAAUGUAAUUGUUUAUGGAGAAACAGCAAAGGAAUUGAGUGAUGAUUUAUACCCACUCUCAAAUGAUGAAAGAACAUUGAACGGAGAAGUGGAUUGUGUUGAUAUGGUACAACUACAGAAAGAAAACCGAGACUUGGAGCAGCAGAUCAUAGAGAAAAACAAGACUAUAAAGCAGCUGCAGCAGAGAAUGUUAGAACUCAAAAAGACCCUGCAGAAGGAGCUGAAAAUUCGGCCUGAAAAUGAUAUCUUUGAAGUUCGGGAGAAACCCAAUCCUGAAGUGCCUACUGCUUCCACAACUGUCACCAAUAACUCAGACUUAAAUGAUUCUCGAGAGAUAAAUUUUGAGUACCUCAAGCAUGUGGUUUUAAAAUUCAUGUCCUGUCGGGAAUCAGAGGCUUUUCAUCUCAUUAAAGCCGUGUCUGUGCUACUGAAUUUUUCACAAGAGGAGGAAAACAUGCUUAAAGAGACUUUGGAGUAUAAGAUGUCGUGGUUUGGGUCCAAGCCAUCUCCCAGAGGUAGCAUUCGGCCAUCCAUCUCGAAUCCCAGGGUGCCAUGGUCUUAAAAGAAACCUGAGAAUGGAAAUUCCAUGUGUAGCCACUUUUUCUAUGAAAAGAACACAGCACACCAGUCUGGGUGGGUUUUUUAAUCACUGUAAUUGCAGUAUUUUGUACAAGCUUUGAAACAUUGUUUACAAGACAAGUAAUGGUUAGAGCUUCCUUCAUUGCAAACUGACAGCCGCAGAAUAGGGCCGAUUUCAGAAAUUGGGCCAGUUUUGAAAGGAAGGGGUUGCUUUCCAUGGGCUUUUGUGGGUGGGAUGACAAGUAGCUAAUGGGAAACCCCUCUUUCACACAGUGCUGCUAUAAAUCCCCACUUUGGGCCCCAGAGGGUUUGCAUGUGGAUUUCUCUAACCCCAAAUGCUAGCACUUAAGCGUUGUAACUAUUAGUGUCUGUCCAGAAGGCUCAAUGUCAGUGGACAGCUAGUGCUGUGAGGGGUUAAAGUGACUGACAUUAGUGGUACAGGACAACCUGAUUCCUCCAAGUUGCGUCUUGCUGAACUUCUCAGAACCCCCGUGUGGCUUCACAUGUUUUGUAAAGAAUUCCUUGGCAUUUCCCUUCUAGUGGUUUGGAUCGCAGGGAGGGUAAAAUAAUAAAAUGCCCUUAAUCCCUCCCACCAAUUCCUGAAGCUAGGUAUGUCCUGACUUCAGAGAGUGUCAGAAGAUAGAUUUAUGCCUUGGGGGCUGAUAUUAGGGAUAUGCAACUUUCUGGAGGGAUCUCGUUUUACUUUUCUUAAAGAAAAAAAAUAUUUAAAAGGGUGUUAAUACAGUACUGAAUAUACUCAGUUGCCUUUUUAAACUCAUAUAUGUCUUGUACAGGUUGCUGGUAAACCAUUUUAAAGCAUACUUUUUAAAGCCAAAUUUGCUUGUAAACAUUUCUUGUCUUGCAGUCAGUUUACCAGUGUUCUUAGAGAAAAAUCAGAGAGGUAAAAGGAAAUGCCUUCCCUCCACGAUUCUGUCUUUUCCACUUCAAUUCCAUAGCACUCUUGGACAAUCUCCUGGGAAAUCAGUAUCUUAUUUGUAGUAGAUUUGGAUUUGCUCCUGAUUCUAUGCACACUUGAGACUCUGAGCAAACCUUGAUAUGGUAAGGACAAAAUAUAUUGCCCCUUCUACCCUCAGGCCACAAGCCCAGUUGGAGAUGGAGAACUGCAGCACACCCUUGAUUGCCUUUUACAUAAAAACACUAAGCCUCCAAUAUGUUUAUAAACACACUACAGAUUGUAUGUAACAUAUAUGGGAUUUGCAAAGCUGGCUACCUUGAAAUGCUCUGGCUGUGAUUGGCAGGGACCAUUCUAUUUACCAGCUACUUCUAAGGAAAAGUCCACAUGUAUUCAGCAUAAUAGUAGGAUCUUAAAAUUCAUCUGAAAAGAUCAUUUCAGAACAGUUUGUAGCUUGCUCAAGGCUUCAUCAUGGUUAACCACUGACUUAAGAACCAGUUGCAGGACCAUAUAUAUGUGAAUGUUUCCCAGGCUCUGUUUUCACCAAAUGGUUAUUUCUUCUUGCCAAGAAACGAGGAAGGGAGAUGUUUUCAGAGCAAAAUAAAGAUGUAUAUAUGCCUGGUAUUCCCAAAGAAGCGGACAGCAUCACUCUCUCCACAGCUCAGUGCCCAUAUUCAAGUCUAUCCCAGCUGUCUCUCACCCAAGGGGAGGCUUUAAAAGGCUGAUCAAUUCUUGCCAGGUCUGUGAGCUGAAAUAUUAUUUCUAAUUAUAACAUGAGAACAUGUUUAGAAGCAUUUUUUUUUCUGAACAAGAGGCACUCCUACACAGAACUAAGUUUCUUUUACUUCUAAUACGUUCAGCAUAUGUUCAGCAAAUUUGCCCAGGGGAAAGGAACUAUGAAGAUGAGGUUAUGAUGGGCAAGUCUGAGCAGCUACAUACUCAGCUCAAACACACCCUAGAUUGGAGUCACACGGACCCUGCUCCUUCCCACCUGAGUCAUCUGACCACACCGUCUCUUCCCCUUGGUGCAGGUUAAUUAUAUAGUUUUGGGAAGCUACUAACUAGGUCUCUGGGUACUUAAGUAUUUUACAACUGAACUAAGGAUUCCUUGCAUGUCGAUUUUUAACUUAAGAGCAAGAGUGGUGUAAAUAUAUACUGAGUGAUUGACUGGACACACUUUGACAUGUAUAAACAACACAAAAAACCCUACUACAGUAACACAGUCCGUAUGUAUAAUCCUUUAUCUGAGCAUUGGCUCUGGGUCUUUCCCUUCAUGUUGUAAACAUUCAUUGUAUUAUGUAAAACUGUUGAAUUCAUUUGUGGUGCAAUAAUAUUUUUUGUUGAUUAAAGCUCUUAAAUCUA